Oryctolagus cuniculus (rabbit) is the source of this 4102-nucleotide messenger RNA. RefSeq names its product EYA transcriptional coactivator and phosphatase 1 (gene EYA1). Gene Ontology annotation, molecular function: protein tyrosine phosphatase activity. NCBI's taxonomy places the organism in Eukaryota, Metazoa, Chordata, Mammalia, Lagomorpha, Leporidae. The record is from RefSeq and is a predicted model, not a curated record. Gene Ontology annotation, cellular component: nucleus. Gene Ontology annotation, biological process: cell differentiation; positive regulation of DNA repair; negative regulation of extrinsic apoptotic signaling pathway in absence of ligand.
CACUCAGAGCCGCGGGAAGGGCGCUUAUAGACCAGGAGGGAGGCACAGGCGCGAUUCAAAAGGAAAGAAAGAAAAAAGCCACCAGUGGCUCGAAUUUCUGGAAGCUGGAGCGGGGUUUUUGCCCUAUCCACCGAGCCAGAGCCCCUCUUAGCGCUGCCCUGGCCUCUCCGUUACCAUUUUCGGUUUGCUUUUGGAAGAACCGGUUCCUCAGCCCCGUGUCGCCGAAGUUGUGCCACGAGUGCAGGGGUGUUGGGAGCCUUUGAAGAAGUGUGUAGCUAAUAGCCCAUCUAUAAUUCAGAAGAAGUCUUCAAUGGAAGACCCCCGGGGGAUAAAUGGACAGUCUGUGCAAACAUCUCAAACCAGUUCCGAUGUUGCUGUUUCCUCAAGUUGCAGGUCUAUGGAAAUGCAGGAUCUAACCAGCCCGCAUAGCCGUCUGAGUGGUAGUAGUGAAUCCCCCAAACUCGAUAACUCUCAUAUAAAUAGUAAUUCCAUGACUCCCAAUGGCACCGAAGUUAAAACAGAGCCCAUGAGCAGCAGUGAAAUAGCUUCUACCGCAGCAGACGGGGCUUUAGACAGUUUCUCAGGGUCAGCCAUUGGGAGCAGCAGCUUCAGCCCAAGACCAACUCCCCAGUUCUCUCCACCACAGAUCUAUCCGUCCAACAGACCAUACCCACAUAUUCUCCCUACCCCUUCCUCACAAACUAUGGCUGCAUAUGGGCAAACACAGUUUACCACAGGAAUGCAACAAGCUACAGCCUACGCCACAUACCCACAGCCAGGACAGCCGUACGGAAUUUCCUCAUAUGGUGCAUUGUGGGCAGGCAUCAAGACUGAAGGUGGAUUGUCCCAGUCUCAGUCGCCCGGACAGACGGGAUUUCUCAGCUAUGGCACGAGCUUCGGUACCCCUCAACCUGGACAGGCACCAUACAGCUACCAGAUGCAAGGUAGUAGUUUUACAACAUCAUCAGGAUUAUAUACAGGAAAUAAUUCGCUCACAAAUUCCUCUGGAUUUAACAGUUCACAGCAGGACUAUCCAUCUUAUCCCAGUUUUGGCCAGGGUCAGUACGCACAGUACUACAACAGCUCACCAUACCCAGCACACUAUAUGACAAGCAGCAACACCAGCCCAACGACGCCGUCCACCAACGCCACGUACCAGCUUCAAGAACCACCAUCUGGCAUCACCAGCCAGGCAGUGACAGAUCCCACGGCAGAGUACAGUACAAUUCACAGCCCAUCAACGCCCAUUAAAGAUUCAGAUUCUGAUCGAUUGCGUCGAGGUUCAGAUGGGAAAUCACGUGGGCGGGGCCGAAGAAACAAUAAUCCUUCACCUCCACCGGAUUCUGAUCUAGAGAGAGUGUUCAUCUGGGACUUGGACGAGACAAUCAUUGUUUUCCAUUCCUUGCUCACUGGGUCCUACGCCAACAGAUACGGGAGGGAUCCACCCACUUCAGUUUCCCUUGGACUGCGAAUGGAAGAAAUGAUUUUCAACUUGGCAGAUACACAUCUAUUUUUUAACGACUUAGAAGAAUGUGACCAAGUUCAUAUAGACGAUGUUUCUUCAGAUGACAAUGGCCAGGACCUCAGCACAUAUAACUUUGGAACAGAUGGUUUUCCUGCUGCAGCCACCAGUGCUAAUUUAUGCCUGGCAACUGGUGUCCGGGGCGGCGUGGACUGGAUGAGAAAGUUGGCCUUCCGCUACAGACGAGUGAAAGAGAUCUACAACACCUACAAAAACAACGUGGGAGGUCUGCUUGGUCCAGCCAAGAGAGAAGCUUGGUUGCAGUUGCGGGCUGAGAUUGAAGCCCUGACAGACUCCUGGUUGACAUUGGCCCUUAAAGCUCUCUCACUCAUUCACUCCCGGACAAACUGCGUGAAUAUUUUAGUAACAACUACUCAGCUCAUCCCAGCAUUGGCUAAAGUCCUACUGUAUGGAUUAGGAAUUGUAUUUCCAAUAGAAAAUAUUUACAGUGCAACUAAAAUAGGAAAGGAAAGCUGUUUUGAGAGGAUAAUUCAAAGGUUCGGAAGAAAAGUGGUAUAUGUUGUCAUAGGAGAUGGCGUGGAAGAAGAACAAGGAGCAAAAAAGCACGCCAUGCCCUUCUGGAGAAUCUCUAGUCAUUCAGACCUCAUGGCUCUACAUCAUGCCUUGGAACUGGAGUACCUGUAACAUCCACGUGGCCUUGGAAACCACACAACAGCCCUGAGAUCAGGGACAAAUCCAACCGGCAUGAGUCUUGUAUCAACGCUGGACUCCAGGACUUAGCAAUUUCAACAUACUGAUAUGCAGCUGCUGUCGGUCUCAACCCCUGCCCUUCUGGUCCCUGGAAGACCACACCUGUUUGUUCAGAACAGCUGUUGACUCUAGUACUGUGAAUCCAACAAAAAUAAGCCAUGAGAAUGUUCUAGCACAGUGUGAUGUGUCUCCGCCACAUUCACUACACGGUUCAAACCUGUGAAGAAAGGACCUGCAGACAUUUCAGUUUUUCGCAUUUUCAAUGUGACAUAAACAGCUUCUCAGAUACAGCAAACUUGAUGCACAACAAAAACUGAACUGUGUUUCCUGAAUACCAGUGGAGGAAUUUCUUGUAAAGAAGGUUUACUUUUGGUGUCUCAUACCCAGGGUAAUCUGUACAUCUCUACUUAUUUAUGAACAGACUUUUUUUAAAAAAACAAAAACAAAAACAAACCACAGCUUUAUGGAGGUAUAACUCACAUACCAUUCAUUUCACCUAGACAAUUUGACAUCAAAUAAUUGAAGAGACAAUAGUAUAAGAAAUAAGUGAUUAACACGACGUGGCAAGUACUCUGAAUUUUAGCACAUCGCAAAGUAGUUUAAAGUAUGUCUAAUUUAAACAUAUAAUAUGUACAUCACUGAGACAAUCAUGUACAGAAAGAAUUUUUGGUGUAAAUUUGUAAUAAUGGAUGAUUCUUUUACAUAUUGUUAAGGGAAAUGCUAUUGAAAGGUAGCAAUGCCUUGAUGGUGAAGCAUGAGGCAACACGUGUACAAAGUCACGUGCAGUGCCUUAUCAAAGUAUUGGGUAUAAAUAUGUAGAUAAAGGAAGUUCUUUUUUUUUUUUUUUUUUUAGAUAAUGUUGUCAAGACCAAAAGCAUGGCUGUCAAGUGUCAAUGAGGAUUUUGUUUUCCAAUUUUUUCCCCUAUCAAUUCUUCUAAGAUUUUUCCAAUGCUGUUUGGAGGGCCUUGAUGGAAUAACACAGCGAUUUCUUAAUUUUUAAAAAUAAAAGUCCUCUUCUAACCUCACUUUUUCAUUUCAACACUAUUGUAUUAUAUGUAACUACUUGGAAAAAAUGAUUAUGCAAAUGUUUCUUCCCACAGAAAGAUUACAGAAGAUAGAUAUAUUUUAUUAAUAAAAUGGCUCAUGAAUUGGAAUCUAGCAAGGUUUUCAUGUGCUCAGAAUUGUUACUGUGUCUGCAUUUUGUUGGAUAGAUAAAGGAGGACAUUACCACAUAGCUGACAAUCAGCAGAACUUUGUAUUACUCCCUGCACUCGCAUUCUGUCUUCCUCUCAGAGCAAAGUUCAUUGUGAGCAGUGGACAUAGCCUGAUCAUUAUCACCAAGGAAUCAUGGUACUCUCUACCUACGUUAUGUCUUAUGUGGCCAGCCUGCAUCUGGAGAAUUAAAAAAUGUCACCUUUGUCAUAACAAAGUUUAUUCAGAAGUCAUCAGUUUGGGUGCUACUUGCUCUCACCCAAAGCUUUUCAUUGUCAUGAAAUUGCUCCAGGUGAAUUUUCUUUCAUGUUGUAUUGGAAGAAAAAACAAAACCACCAGCUAUGACCUGGAGUAGCUAAAGAACUACUCCACCCUUUACUGACGUUUCAUGUUGCUGCUAGAAUUCAUCAUUUGUGAAUUCUCCAAAUUGUUUAAAUUAACAGUUAGAUUCAUUUUUUUUCCUUUUUGUGUGAAGCAAACAGAAGCUGACAAUUUUUUAGCCUUUUCAUUGUAUGUUUUUGUACUCUGCAGACUGAAAAUGCAAAGUUUAUCUGGGCCUUACUGUAUAAAGGUGUGUUGUGUCCACAGUUGUGUACAGAAUUCUUGUUAAUUUCGUGUUUAAGUUAAUAAAAUUGAUUUGUGAAGUACUGUAAGCUC